Molecule: messenger RNA, 1743 nt
Organism: Epithele typhae
Lineage: Eukaryota; Fungi; Basidiomycota; Agaricomycetes; Polyporales; Epitheliaceae
Product: phytase
Exons: 7
Coding region: 1-1743 (580 amino acids)
Molecular function (GO): acid phosphatase activity
Source: RefSeq, a predicted model, not a curated record
AUGGCGACCUCAGCCAAUGCCAGAACCACGAGUUUUGCAGCUCGACAUCUCCUCCUGGCCUACGUCGCCGGCAUCCUCUCCGUCUUGCUCCUCUCUCCGUCCCUCUCUCUGCGCACACAUCUUUUAGAAUAUCCUCUAUCUACGCAGCCCCAAGAGCAUCGUCCCGGAGAGACUCAGGCGCACGAAUACCCGCCCCCAUCUCCCACCAACGCCUUCCCAUCCCUCUUCCCCACCGAUGUCGGAUAUGCGGGUCCCACCCCCACCGGCGCAGAGCCUGCCGUCAUUGCCACCGCGCCGGCGAACCCCAUCCACACCGGUGCGCCCCAUCUCCUCCCCCCGCUCGCCCUCAAGAACGCCUCGGGCUUCGACCUCUUCACCCACCUCGGCAACCUCUCUCCUUGGUUCACCGUCAAGCCCGGCACUUUUGGCGUCGACGCCGGCCCCGAGCCCCCUCAAGGCUGCCGCAUCACCGGCCUCCACCUCCUCCAUCGCCAUGGCGCGCGUUAUCCGACGGCCUCGUCCACUGCGUACGGGGGACCCGCCGCGUUCGCCGCUCGUCUGCACGACUCCCCCUUCGACUGGCGUGCAUCUGGUCCGUUGAAGUUCCUCAAUGACUGGUCCUACAAGCUCGGAGCGGAGAUCUUGACCCCCUUCGGUCGCCAACAGCUUUUCGACCUGGGCGUGUCGAUGCGAAUGAAGUAUGGAUUCCUACUCAAGAACUUCACCGACACCGACACCCUUCCCGUCUUCCGCACCGAGUCUCAAGAUCGCAUGCUCUCCUCUGCUCUCAACUUUGCCCUCGGCUUUUUCGGCCCCAAGCUCGAUGGCCAAUACCAGCAGCUUAUCACCAUCGAGGCUGCUGGCUUCAACAAUACCCUCGCACCCUCCAAGACUUGCCCUAACGCCCGCAAUCCCACUCGCGGCGAUCGCGCUGUGCCAUUCGUCCGGGAGUGGGCUGAGACGUACCUGCAGGGCGCGUUCCUGCGCUUGUCCCCCAUGCUGAAGGGAUUCCCAUUGACGAUCGAAGACGUCUACACCAUGCAGCAGCUCUGCGCGUACGAGACCAUCUCGAUCGGCUACUCCAAGUUCUGCGAAGUUUUCACCGAGGACGAGUGGAGGGGUUUCGACUACUCCGUCGACCUCUACUUCUGGCACAUCUCCGGCUUCGGUUCCCCAGUGGCCCGCGCACAAGGCAUCGGAUAUAUCCAAGAGCUUCUCGCUCGCCUCACACAUACCCCGAUACCCUUCCACAACUCGACCACGAACGCUACGAUCACGGAUAACCCGGCUACCUUCCCGCUCGGCCAAAGUCUCUACGUAGACGCCACUCACGACACCGUCAUUCUGAACGUCAUCACCGCCCUCAACCUCUCCAACUUCGCCGCCAACGGGCCCCUUCCCACGGACCACAUCCCGCCCCACCGCGCGUUCAAGACGUCGCACCUCGCGCCCUUCGCCAGCAACCUGCAGUUCCAACUGCUCUCGUGCGCCUCGAAGCCGGACCCCCAGAUCCGCGUGGUCAUCAACGACGGCGUCGCGCCGCUCUCGAGCGUGCGCGGCUGCGCGGACGACGGCGCGACGGGCAUGUGCGCGCUCCCGGCGUUCGUCGCCGCGCAGCGCGAGACGGUCGCGCGCACGGACUGGGCGUGGGCGUGCCUGGGCGAGUGGGAGGUGGCCCCGGGGCACGGGUGGAACACGACGACGGGCGAGCCUCCUGCGCGACGCGCGGAUGCGCGUGCUUAG